UUUUUUUACCACUUUCUUGAGCAGUACGUGUGGCGCUCCUCAGCACCUUGAUGGCACACGAUGUCUCCCACUCGUCUGCUCCCUGCUCCCCUCGCCUAUCCAUUAAUUAGACAGGCCAAUCUACCUACACCUGCUACACAGCUGCCAACACUUUACCUUCACCUGCCUUACCUGGCUAUCCACGACCCCUACACCGUGCAAUGAGCCUCACCCAGCGCAUCUUGGUGUGUUUCCUUCCCCAUCACUUACGAGUACGCCUCCAGCACAACACCCAUCACACCUAGCUUUGGUAAAAGCCCCAUUACUUAGUAUGACUCCUACUCCUUCCCCCCUGAUUCACUCCUGAUUUCCUCCACAGAGGCGGCGUGCGGCCACAACGAGAGGCGGCUCCUGCACGACCUUCUAGACAGCUACAACCCCCUGGAGCGUCCAGUUCACAACGAGAGCGAGCCGGUGGUCGUGUCGUUUGGCAUCACACUCCAACAGAUUAUAGACGUGGAUGAAAAGAACCAAAUCCUAACUACAAACGUAUGGUUGAAUAUGGAGUGGAAUGAUGUCAACCUACGGUGGAAUGAGACCGAUUAUGGGAAUGUGAAGGACCUAAGAAUUCCACCUUAUAAAAUAUGGAAACCAGAUGUUUUGAUGUACAACAGUGCCGACGAGGGUUUCGACGGGACAUACCAGACGAAGGUGGUCGUCUCUUCCAACGGCAACUGCCUCUACAUCCCGCCGGGGAUCUUCAAGUCUACGUGUAAGAUUGAUAUUACCUGGUUCCCCUUCGACGACCAGCGGUGCAAGAUGAAAUUUGGCUCCUGGACGUACUCAGGCUGGCAGCUCGACCUACAACUGCAGUCAGAGGACGGCGGCGAUCUCAGUGAUUUCAUCAAGAAUGGAGAGUGGGACCUCAUUGAGGUUCCUGGUGUGCGAAACGUUCAGCAGUACCAAUGCUGCCCAGAGCCAUAUGUGGACAUAACCUUCGUCAUCAAGAUCCGGCGUCGAACUAUCUAUUAUUUAUACAAUCUGGUUCUGCCCUGUGUAAUGAUAAGCAGUAUGACCUUGCUUGGAUUCUCACUUCCCCCUGACACUGGCGAGAAACUGACACUAGGGGUUACCAUUCUCCUCUCCCUGACAGUUUUCCACAAUCUGGUGACCGAGACGCUGCCCCAAGUGUCGGACGCCAUGCCUGUGCUAGGCACCUACUUUAACUGUAUCAUGUUCAUGGUGGCCUCGAGUGUGGUUAGCACCGUUCUUAUACUCAACUACCAUCAUCGGUCGGCGGAAACCCACGAAAUGUCGCCCAUGGUGAAAAGCCUCUUCCUGCAGUGGUUACCGUGGGUGCUGCGUCUCAACCGGCCGGGGGAGAAGAUCACACGCAAGACAAUAAUGAUGAACAACAAAAUGCGGGAGCUUGAACUGAAGGUACGACAAGAAGAGAGAUCGUCCAAGUCACUUCUGGCCAACGUGCUGGAUAUAGACGAUGACUUCCGGGCUCACACGCUGCCGCACACCCACACCACCAACACCAACAAUACGGCGGGCUUCAUUAGGGUGCCGCACGGAGGCCACUCCGUUGACGAUUCUCACCUCGUCCAUACCUGCAUGUCCUCAUGCACCAGGGAGCUCAACCUUAUCCUCAAGGAGAUUCGAAUUAUUACGGACAAGAUGAGGAAAGAGGACGAGGAAAGCGACGUGAAAAAUGACUGGAGAUUCGCUGCCAUGGUGCUGGAUCGCCUCUGCCUCAUCAUCUUCACCCUGUUCACCAUCACCGCCACCGUCGCCGUGCUUCUUUCGGCACCUCAUAUUAUUGUUCCGUAAUACAACGUAGCCGGGGUGGACUCGUCGGCGUCAUCGUAAUCGUCUGGUGCAACCUUCACGCACCAGGAUUACGAUGUCUUGUCAUUGAACCUCUUCAUGGGGUUCAUCUGCCUAUGUUCCAUACUCCGGUUUUUUGGGCAACUCCGCCCACGUCGCUGAGGCACUCGAGGGGAGGACCUUAAUGCCGCCUCGCCCGAGGCAACGGGCGACGGGUGAUCGCCCCUCCUCGUUCUGGUCACGAUGCUUCCAUAAGUGCCAAAGGGCCGGCAUUUUCCCUGGCUCGCGGCGACAGUGUGUCACACCCUCGCUCAAGCCCACGCCAUCGUCAGACUGCUAUGGCCCGCCCACACAUAUGUACCAUAGCUCCAGCCUGUCCCACGCAUCCUUGAAGUUCCCCUCUGCUACAUCUUCAUCAAGAUGGAGUCAUUACCCAGUCCAGUCGAACGUCAUUGGGUCCGUGAGCGGAUGCUGAACAUCACGUCUGGAGGGAGCGGGUCCACGAGAUGCCCGGGGCGCGUGAACGAGUGAACUGUCGGAUGGUGCGGUGCGGCGGGCCCGAGCAGUAACAGCAGCAGCAGCAGCAGCAUACAGGGUCGGGGGGGACGUGCUAUGUUUCCUCUUGCCACCGCCGUCUAGCGGAAAGGGUUCUACACUGUACUACUUUUGUCAUUCAAAUUACUCGGCAAAAAUAAAGGUAUGCCUAACCGCGGCAUACACUUUGCUCCCUUGCUCAUUCGUCAGUAUUACGUGAAUCCGAGACCAUCACAAGCAUCAGAUGCUUGAUGAUAUGCUCCUUUUCUUGUAACAUUAAGCUUAUCUUCUUUUAUCUUGAUCUGUUCAGGCAAGUUCAGUCUCCAGGCAAUAAUAUCACCCUUGGCUGGGAGCUGGGAGCGUGGCCUGGCUAUUCACUUCACUACUUGACUUGCUUCUCCAUAGUACUCUACACCACAUCCUUUCACUGACAGCCCAGCGCUCAAACCAGCUCUCCAUUCUCAUUUUCCAAAACAUUACUCACUCAAUCUCAUUUCCCUCUAUUCAUGGUUUUUACCCAGCAUGCGACCCUGAGCAGCCCGCCCGUUCCCAGUCCCUCCCCCUGGCAGCCCGCCCCGCCCUGCCCAAACCCGCCUCGCUCGAGCGGUGGCCAGGGCCCAGCACAGAGUCGCGCCCCCAGUUCCCCGGCGAACACUUUCUGUUACUCUACACAAAACUUUAACUUGUCUCUACUCUAAUGUUGGUGUACAUAAGCGUUUUAUAUUAUUUUUUUUUUACUUAGAAUGGUUAACAAGUGGCUCAUUAAUUAAGUAAAAGAUAUAUGUAAACAUCUCUUUUAGAGCUCAAGUUACAUGAAAUGAUGGAUUAUUGAAAAACAGUUACGACAAACUUCAAGUCAAUUGAUACCAUACCGUAUCACUUUCCAUUUUAUACAAUAGCGGAAAAAUAAUUCCCCAAAGACAAUACCUGACAAUAAAUACAAACCAGCGCGCCAUACCAA
This is a messenger RNA of Scylla paramamosain (green mud crab), 3307 nucleotides long. RefSeq names its product acetylcholine receptor subunit alpha-type acr-16-like. Gene Ontology annotation, molecular function: transmembrane signaling receptor activity; acetylcholine-gated monoatomic cation-selective channel activity. Lineage: Eukaryota; Metazoa; Arthropoda; Malacostraca; Decapoda; Portunidae. The record is from RefSeq and is a predicted model, not a curated record. Gene Ontology annotation, cellular component: synapse; plasma membrane; neuron projection. Gene Ontology annotation, biological process: signal transduction; chemical synaptic transmission; nervous system process. The coding region runs from base 541 to 1815 and encodes 424 amino acids. The transcript has 11 exons.